AUGUUUGCGGAAGUGACCUUUACCGCUUUACCAGCGGCGAGUAAACAGACGUCCAGGAUGUCGUAAGGCGCUAAAUCCUAGCUUUAAAUUGCAAAUGUCAAAACUAUUUGCCGCAGUAGAUAGGGGCGUUGUGGAUAAUUUAUUGACGUAGACCGUGAUUGGAAGCAUCAUAGCGCACAUUCAAAGCUUUCAUAAUGGCAGCGGUGUGGCUGCUAAAUGUGCUAGCAUGUCUGCGGUGUUAGACUAGCAUGCUAAGCUAAGUGCUAGUCCAGGCUAACGGAGAAGGAGCGAGCCUCUCCGGACAUGGCAGCUGGGACACGCGCCGCGUCUGGCGGUUCUCUGGAGGCCACCCUGGAAAGGAAGUUUCAAAAUGUCACAAACACGAUGGAUUCAAUUCAGGGACUAUCUGUGUGGUGCAUCGACAACAAGAAGUACCACAGCUUGAUUGUACGACACUGGAUGAAGUGUUUGAAGAAAUCCAAUGCUUCACACAGACUCAACCUGUUUUACCUGGCCAACGAUGUCAUUCAGAACUGCAAAAGGAAAAAUGCCAUCGUCUAUCGUACGGCAUUCGCUGAAGUGCUUCCAGACGCAUUCUUGCUGGUCAACCAUGAUGGGGACCGCAAGGUGAUUACGUCUUUGGAAAGGAUCCUGUCCAUCUGGGAGGAACGGGGGGUGUAUUCAGGGACGCUCAUUUCUAAUCUUAGGACUACCUUAGCUAAAGAGGAGUCCCCGCCUGAGACACCCGUGGAGCAAAAAACUCCAGUUGAAUCUAAAGCAGAUCUACGGUCUAAGAUUGUUGCUGAGUUUGUGCCUCAGGCACUAAUAGACCAACUGUCCAAGUACAUGAAAUCUGUGGAGGAGGUGGAAUUCAGAGAGAAACAGUUGACAGCUAUGAGGGUUGACAUCUGCAGUUCUGAGGCCCUCAAGAAACUGAAAGAUAAGGCUGGGGGGAAGAAGUUUUCCAGGGACUUUGAGGAAGGAAGUGCACAGCUGCAGGAGUUUGUGAAAUUUCUUGAAAAGCAAAGCAAAGUAGGUCCUGCUGCCCUGCAGGCCCUCACAAAUGCAGAUAUCUUCUAUGAAAUGCAGUACAAGGAGGUCAAGAUUGUUGCUAAUGCCUACCAAACCUUUGCUAAUCGGGUGUCACACCUGAAGCGUAAGCUGGACAGCCUGAAGGCCACGUUGCCAGACCUGGACGAGUCACCCAUCCCCUCACCCUCUGCAGACGCUCCAUCUCCUACAGGCUCUGAAUCCCCUUUUCGCGGUCUGGAUUUGACCCACCCCAAUCUAGACCUUGACGGCUAUGCAAUAGAUGACGAGGCAGAGCCACCAGCUCCAAGCCCUUUGUCCUCAGUGGGGGGAUCCCCUAGACCUGCAGAGACUGUGGGUGACAAUGACAAUCGUGAGGUGGAAGACAUGGAGCUCUCCGAGGAAGAAGCUGACAAUUGCGGAAUUAUAGUUGAGGCACAGAAUAAAAGUGCCACCCGCCAAGAGGAGUCUGCUCAAGUUCCUACAGCUAAGGAGUCAGUAGCAGCGACACAGUCCCUUAAACAGGUCACGGCCCCUGUAGCCGCUACGGCAGCAGCUGUGCCAAGUGUUGACCUCAAUAGAAUUGGUUCCAUCCUCAACAAUUUAAGUUCAGCCAUGAAGAAUGCAGGUGCAGAAGUGGAGAGUCCUCCUGCAGCAGCCCCUACUGGCUCCUCAGUGAAAACGAAACCAGCUGCCUCUGUAGCCUCUCAGGACACUGGCUCACUGGCAAACCUCCUUUCCACGGUGGACAUGAGUCCAGCAGAGCUACUGGGUGCUCUGUCUAAGGUCCAGAACCAAAGCAGCUUUGAGGGCAUCACUUCUUUUCUAAACAGCUCGACUGCUGUUGUUUCAUCAGACUCCUCCACAACAGGCAAGAUUCCUUCAUCUUCCUCAUCCACAACUGUCUCAGCAGGACCCUCUCAGAGCUCUUCUGGAUCCUCUGCACCUAUGCCUUCUUCAUACAGCCCAGCUUUAAGGCAGGGCUCAAGUGCACAAGCUCCCCUUCAAAAAUCCAACCCAGCCUCUGCCUUGGUCCAGGCUCUACACAGAGACAUGGAUUUAACAACCGAGCCAGAACCAUCCAUAUCUUUAGAGUCUAAAAUCCACAGCUUCCUUCAUGGGAACCCUGCUUUCAAUACAUUUGAUCUGGGUUUCCCUUCAAACCCAGUGCUUGUUGGGGAUAACUUUAGUCCAGCUACUGGAACAGACAACCAGGAUGGCACACCGGUGCGAGAUGAGGGGGGAGGCACACCAACUCAAGAUGAAAUUAUGGACAAACCUGCACUUGUCCCAUUGACUUCCAGCACAAAGCAACUAUCACUUGGAGAAAGUGGUCAAACGGCUUCUUUUACACAACAGAGCAGUACUCUGCAGAACCCCAGCAAUCCUCCACAGCAGGCUCAUCUGCAGCCAGGUGUGGCUCAGAACGGGCAGGUCUAUCAGUCGCACCCUUAUGGCAUACAGGAGAUGCCAGAGCACGGAAUUACUGCACCUGUUGCACAUUACCGGCAGAUAUCUUCACAAAUGGGUGGGCCAGUGCCUGGAGAAAGGGCCCCAGGCGGUGCCAUGAGUGAAAGGGGUUGGUAUAGUGACAUUUACCCAGAAAGCAGCUCUCAGCAACCUCCAGGCUACGCUGUGACAGCACCUGGGGGAGCUGGGAAAAAUGCAGCAGUAGGACCUUAUCCAUACCAAACAGAACAAACUCAGGAAUCUCAAGGGUUAAGCUCCCAGCAGGUCACAGCCCCAUCGUCUGCUUUCUUCAGAAAUAACCUCCCUCCUGUCCCAAACUUACCUCCCCCUCCUCGCGGCUUUGAAGCCCCACCUGUGAGUAGCAGUACAAUGAUGCCCCCAGAGCAGCCGCCGAUGCCUUGUGCAAACGCAGCGGAGGCGACUGGCUCCAGAGUCGACAGUGUCAUCAGUGGGAUGGUGGUGCACGACCAUCAACACAAGUCCGUUUUCCAUCAAGACGAUGAACUGUUUCAGUUUGAGCGAACGAGACCUCGUCACCCUGAGAGUCUACACCCUCACCCAGAAGACUUCAGCUACCUACAGGAGCGGGAGCAGUACCACAAUGAGCUCCACCAUCAUGAGGCCCCAUUCUUUCAAGACAACCCCUACCAUCACCCAGACGAGCUGUAUCACAGGCCAGGCAGCCCUCCACACCUUUACCCCAGAGGUCGAGGACGUCUCACUCCCCCACUGUCACCCUCAGAGGACCCUUACUUCUCCCACGCUCAUAAUCAGUACAGCCCCCCUCCUCAUCCUCACUAUGCUCCAAGAAGACCACCACCACCUCAUAUGGAGAUGCGUCCGCCCGGCCUGCGUCCUCCACAUCGACCUCCCCACCCAUCCCACCUUCCACAUCCCAGAGGACCCCCGCGUGCACCCUUUCCACGUAUGUAUGGCCCCGACCCAAGGUUAAGAGGCAAACGUCCCGGUCCCCCGAGGGGAGGGGGUAAUGUUUAUCCAAUGUUUCCCCCAAAAAGACCCUUUCUACCCCCGCGGUACUGACCGGCUAAGAAGAUCACUGUGAAUGCCAUAAUGGCAGAGACAUAACUAAUUGGAGAUAAUCACCUGCCAGGAGACGCACGUGGGAGUCUAUAAUGGGUGGAACACGAGCAGAUACUGAGAUGGGCAUCAAACAGUUACACUGAAGAAGAAUUCAUUCAGCAUCUACAAGGAAAAAGGGCAAACGGCGCCGAAUAGCAGAACAAGAGACAGGUCCAAGAUAUCUGAAAGAAAAAGGAGGCUCUGAGAGGGCUGCUGAGCUGAAGAGUGAAGACAGAAGACUAAAGGAGAUAAGAGGUGGAUAUAUAUAAUUCACUUUUUGUGUUAUUUUGCCCCAGUAUGAAACAUUGAAUACAUAAUAUCACUUUGUGAUAGGCCAGAGCGUGUGCAUGGUAUGAGUGUGUGCAUGCAGAUAAGUUGAAGUCGACUAGUCCCAGGCCGUUCCUGUUUUUUUUACAAGUUCAACCUAAAAAUAGUUAUUUGUGAAACGUCUAAGACAAGAAUGUAGCUGGUGCAAUGUUUCUGCUGUUAAUUAGUUUUUUAGUGAGCAGUGAUGACUUCUUCUCUUCCAUAUGAGCAGUAUCCCAGUAGCUUUUGCUAUAACAUCUAUUAAACUGCGAGACUGAAACCGAACAGAAUGUGUUGAAGAAUUUUUGCCCCCUUUACAAUUAGGAGAUUUGGGGAAUUUAUUUUUUCUUAUUUGAACUUCGAAUAAUAUAUUCCUGGAGCAUUGAAUUCUCUACAAAUGCGUAGGAUCUCUUCGGCGACAAUUUUUUCGUCUCGUUAAGUUCCUUGGGAGACCUGCACAAAUCUAGUCAGGAAGGGAGAGGUGGCAGUUAUUGUUUUUUCAGCCUCCAACGCCGACACAGAUGAAGUGCAUCUUUGGAGGGAAUGGCGAUUUUCGUCCUCAGUUUCCUUUUAAUUGUACUGACUAAUAAAAAUCUGAGUUUGAAAA
Messenger RNA from Betta splendens (Siamese fighting fish), 4492 nucleotides. It is a transcript of the gene rprd2a, whose product is annotated as regulation of nuclear pre-mRNA domain containing 2a. Gene Ontology annotation, cellular component: RNA polymerase II, holoenzyme. NCBI's taxonomy places the organism in Eukaryota, Metazoa, Chordata, Actinopteri, Anabantiformes, Osphronemidae. Gene Ontology annotation, biological process: mRNA 3'-end processing. Bases 304 to 3540 code for a protein of 1078 amino acids. Gene Ontology annotation, molecular function: RNA polymerase II complex binding. The transcript has 10 exons. The record is from RefSeq and is a predicted model, not a curated record.